CGAACGUAGAUUGGUGUCUGUAGCAAAACAUUCUGCAUUUAAACCAUUCGUCCAUUUCUUUGACUCCACGUUAUUGGGAAGAUUAUUUGAAAAUAUUUGCGGUAGCAGUAUGUUUUUACUAUAAAACAACAUUUUAUGAAAUUUAAGAGUUUAUGUAAAUGGUACAAAAGGAAUUAAUCGUAUGUUGCUAUUAUAUGUAGUCGACAGCACCUGCUUUUGGUGUAACGAUCAAAUUUGUAAAUGAUUUUUUCUUUUAUGCGUCUUGAGUAGUGUUGUCAUUAUGAACAUGCUGCAGUUCGUUGCUGUUGGGCUGGCAGUACAUUUGGUUUUCUUUUACUCAAUAUUUGACAUAUAUUUCACCUCUCCCCUUGUCCAUGGUAUGACUCCACAACGGACACCUCUGUCGCCUCCAGCUAAGCGAUUGGUUUUAUUUGUGGCUGAUGGUUUAAGAGCUGACGUACUGUGCAGAUUGGAUGAAAACGGGUCUCCUAGAGCGUCAUAUUUAAGGAAGGUGAUAGAAGAGAAAGGAAGCUGGGGUGUGUCUCAUACCCAUGUUCCCACUGAAUCCAGGCCUGGCCAUGUGGCUUUAAUUGCUGGGUUUUAUGAAGAUGUCAGUGCUGUUGCAAAGGGGUGGAAGGAUAAUCCUAUUGAAUUUGAUUCUGUUUUCAAUGAAAGCAAGUACACUUGGAGCUGGGGAAGCCCUGAUAUUCUCCCAAUGUUUGCAAAAGGUGCAAGCAAAGAUCACAUCUACACUUUUAUGUAUCCAGCUGAGAAUGAGGACUUUGCAGCAAAAGAUGCUUCCAAAUUAGACACUUGGGUAUUUGAUGAAGUGAAGAAGUUCUUACUAUCUGCAAAAACCAAUGACACUUUACUAUCCCAGUUACAUGAGGAAAAUAUAGUUUUUUUCCUCCAUCUACUUGGACUUGAUACAAACGGACAUGCACACAGGCCAAUGUCAAGGGAAUAUAUAGAAAAUGUCAAAAUAGUUGAUGCUGCUAUUAGGGAGUUUGUGUCCCUAAUUGAAAACUUCUAUGAAAAUGACGAAAAGACUGCUUAUGUUUUCACUUCAGAUCAUGGCAUGACAGAUUGGGGAACUCAUGGAGCUGGUCAUCCUUCAGAAACAAUGACACCUUUGGUUGCUUGGGGUGCUGGAGUCCAGCAAGCCCAGCAGGUUGCAAAACAGAACUUUCCAGACAACUUACUUCAAGACUGGAAACUUGAAAAUAUAAAAAGAACAGAUGUCAAUCAGGCUGAUGUUGCUCCAUUAAUGGCAUCUUUGAUUGGAGUUCCUCUUCCUCUUAAUUCUGUGGGACUAUUACCUCUUGAAUUUUUGAAUAAUACAGAUCUCUUCAAAGCAGAAAGUAUGUAUUCAAAUGCUCUCCAGAUCCUAGAACAGUAUAAGGUUAAGAUGGCACAAAAACAGAAAACUACCUUAUCAGUCUUAUUCUCCCCAUUCAAGCUUCUUCCUGAAUCGAAACAGAUUGAUUUCAUUUGGAAGAUAAGAAAUUUAAUACAACAAGAAAAAUAUAAUGAAGCUAUAAACCUUUGCAAGAUUCUGAUAAACCUGGCAAUGGAAGGACUUUCAUAUUACCAUACAUAUGAUCGGUUCUUUCUUGGAACAAGUAUAGUGUUUGGUUUUGUGGGAUGGACAUCUUAUGUCAUACUUAUAAUCCUAAAAAUGCAUGCAUGUGUGAACAAAUCAACUAUGGAAAAUAUAAUGUUUCGUGGCCAUCCUCAUUCCAAAUUCUUUCUUGCCUUUGCCAUGGCUGUAGCAUUUUUUCUGUUAAUACAGGCUAGUCCUUGGACGCACUACAUUUACUGUCUCCUACCAGUGUUUAUGUGGCAUUCUAUCUAUAAAGAGAUCAUGACAUUUCAGGAUAUUACCAGAGUUAUAUUCCGUCAUCCAUUUAUUCACAGCCUUGGAUUUUUAUUUGUUUUCAUUUUGGGAAUUGAAUUACUGGUGCUUAGCUUUUUCUUUCGAUAUAUGCUAACCCUUGGGCUUGCUUUCUUGGCUGGUUGGCCAUUUGUUUCAAAACUCUGGCAUCAAAGAAAGGUUGGCUCACUAAGCUGGAUCUUUGGUUGUUUAUUUCUGGCAGUAUUCCCCUUGAUGCCUGUUGUAGGAAGAGAAGCCAAUAUCAACCUUGUGACCAUUGCUGGAAUGGCAGCUGUCAUUAUUGGUGUAUUUUGUAUUGUAAUCUUAUGGAAUAUUAGUAAGUCUGCACAACACAGAAGGGAUUUGGAUAUCCUCUUUUUCCAGGUAUUGCAUGUGAUUUUAUGUAUAUAUAUAGUAAACAGCACCCAGUACAGUCUGAACCUCAAACAAGGGUUGCCACUAUUCUGUCAAGUUGUAAGCUGGGCAACACUAGGCUGUUCUUUUGUGGUACCUUUACUGAGCUCAACACUCUUACUACAACGACUGCUAAGUAUAUUUCUUUCAAUGGUAUCAACCUACAUUUUACUCAGCACUGGGUAUGAGGCAUUAUUUCCUCUUGUAUUGUUUUACCUAAUGUUUGUCUGGAUUAACAUGGAACAGGAGGUGAAUCCUCUUGUCAGUAUUUCCCCAUGGGUAAAGAUUUUUAGCAUAGACUUUUCUGAGAAUACUGACUAUGUAAACUUAAGGCCACUCCAACCAGAUGACAUCAGGCGAUCAUACUUUUUUGUUUUCUUUAUUGUUACUGCUUUCUUUGGGACUGGAAAUAUAGCAUCAAUUAACAGUUUCGAUCCAGCUUCAGUGUACUGCUUUCUAACAGUAUUCAACCCUUUUGUAAUGGGAUCGCUGAUGAUGUGGAAGAUUCUAAUACCAUUUCUAAUUGUGAUGUGUGCUUUUGAAAGCAUUCAAGUUUUCACACAACUUUCAUCUAAAAGCCUUUUUCUCACUGUCCUCGUCAUAUCAGACAUAAUGGCUUUGCACUUCUUUUUUCUAGUGAAGGAUUAUGGAAGCUGGCUAGAUAUUGGAACAAGCAUCAGUCACUAUGUUAUUGUGAUGUCCAUGACCAUGUUCCUGAUGAUUCUGAAAUUGCUGGUUCAGAUUCUAACAACAAAAAGGAUUAACCUACAUGGAAAAAUUAAAAUGCACAUGAUGUGAUCAUGCUUUUUGUUACUUGAAAAUAAUGGGUCUGAUUGCCCAGAUAUGUUGAGCCUUAAUUAUUUUGUUAAUGUUCUCCUAUCUCCCAUAGUACUUUGGCAUGUUUAUUAACUUAAUUAUCCCUCUGUCUUGCUGUUUCCUGGAUAAGAGUACUAGUAAAUAAUGAAAUGAAGAACAUUACACAAAACCCUUACAUAAACAGUUUUCACUUUUGUAGUUGUUUUUGUUUUUUUUUUUUUUUUUUUUGGAUAACGUAUUCAGUCUUUCUUGUAAUCAUGUGUGACAAGGAUUGAAAAUGUAAAAGGUCUCAAGUCACAUUGUACAAAUGUUAGCUUUAACAAUCAAAGUCAAAGUUUUUUCCAUCCCUUCAAUUUGGAAAUACCAAUAUAAAAGCAGAAGUUGUCUGGUAUGUAAUAAGAAUUUUGCACAAUUACUGAUAUUUUUAUUUUGUUUUCAGUAAAUUAUUGCAACAUAUUUCCUUGUUAACAAAAACAUAAAAAAAUGCUACAAGGCAAUGAUUAAGCACUUUCAGCAUAGUUAGAAACAUUACAAACUGCUCAUCUUAGUUUUAAUUUGAUGAGACAGGCUAAUAUAGCUUAUGCAUUGACAUUACAGUUAGAUUUCCCUAAUAUAUUUGGUACAUGUGUACAGUGGUUUUGAGUUUUUCAGUUUGAAAUGUGCUGUACAAAAAUUGAACUUUGUAAAAAUGAACAGACCUUUGAAAGGGAGUGUAUUGUCAUAUAUUUUAGAAGCCAUUCUCUUUAACUAUAUUUUUAAGCAGUGUAAAAUGCAUACAUACAAAAGUCAGUGUUUUAUUUUUUGGCAGUAACUAAGUACCUGCAGUUAACAAAAUGAAAAAUGGUCAUGUUCAGAGAUAUAGCUUAUAUUUAAUGUAUUAUUGAGAUCUAUGUGCAUGGUAUCUUUAUAUGCAUAAUUAUGUUUUAUACUGUAGCCUAAAAAAUACAUAACUUGUUUGGCAAAAAGCAGGAGGCCAAUUUUUCAAGAAAGUAAAGGGUGCCCAAAGGUUAAAUGUCACUUUUUUCUGUCCUCCAGAAUACAAGGGUGUUUUUUUUUUUGUUGUUUUUUUAAUUGAUCUGACAGAAUUACUAACUCAGUUAAGAUCUCUUCCAAGGUAGUCAGUCUUGUAGAUUUUAAUAUCCACAUAGACAUUCCUACAUGUAAGCUGACAAAUGAAUGCCUAUCCCCUGCUGGACUGUUUUGACAUCGUGCAGCAGGAUGAUUUUUCUACCCAUUCUGAUGGUUUCAUAUUUGACCUGGUCUGUACACCUGAAUUAUAAUUUGCCAGGCUCACAGCACUGAGUUAUGCCACUCUGGCCAUAAAG
Molecule: messenger RNA, 4428 nt
Organism: Polypterus senegalus (gray bichir)
Lineage: Eukaryota; Metazoa; Chordata; Cladistia; Polypteriformes; Polypteridae
Gene: pign
Product: phosphatidylinositol glycan anchor biosynthesis, class N
Exons: 28
Coding region: 281-3085 (934 amino acids)
Biological process (GO): GPI anchor biosynthetic process
Cellular component (GO): endoplasmic reticulum membrane
Molecular function (GO): mannose-ethanolamine phosphotransferase activity
Source: RefSeq, a predicted model, not a curated record